AUGGACACUGAGCCUGAACCGACGGAACCGGAUUGGCCGGUGGGCCCGCUGCUGUCAGACCGCAUGUCGGUUCUGUGCCUCAAGGCCGAGUACGUGGGGAAUGCGAACGUUAACUUCAUGCACGGCAUCGAGUCGCUGAACGCGCGUUACGAGGCACUUCGUCGCGUGCGCGGAGACGGCAACUGCUUCUUUCGGGGGUUCAUUUUCGCGCUGUGUGAGCGGCUGCUUUCGUCUGGAGGCGCUGGAGGCGAGGACACCAAUGCGGCGCUACGUAGUCGCAUCCAGGAGAAAAUUCAAACGAGCAAAAGUGAGCUGGUCGCUAUCGGAUAUAGCGACGUAGCCAUCGACGCCUUUUGGGAGACGUUCGUGGACUAUUUGGCAGCCAUGGAGACACGCUCCCACGCGGAGCUGGUACAGGAUUUUCAGACAGAAGGAGGAGAGUCUGAGUACCUGGUCUGGUACAUGAGACUACUCACUGCUGGCUACAUGAAGAAGAACGCAGAGACCUUCCAGCCAUUUAUUGACGGCCUGUAUCCAGGUCAAACGGUGGCACAGUUCUGUGCUGCAGAGGUGGAGCCCAUGGGGAAGGAAUCGAGUAUCUAG
Phytophthora infestans T30-4 is the source of this 603-nucleotide messenger RNA. RefSeq names its product ubiquitin thioesterase otubain. NCBI's taxonomy places the organism in Eukaryota, Oomycota, Peronosporomycetes, Peronosporales, Peronosporaceae. Gene Ontology annotation, biological process: protein K48-linked deubiquitination. Gene Ontology annotation, cellular component: nucleus. The transcript has 3 exons. The coding region runs from base 1 to 603 and encodes 200 amino acids. Gene Ontology annotation, molecular function: ubiquitin binding; cysteine-type deubiquitinase activity. The record is from RefSeq and is a predicted model, not a curated record.